AUGCGGCGACAGUGCGUCAUCGGUGCCAAUGUGGACAAGGAAGGCCGUUUGUGCGGCGACGUGAAGGUCGUGCAGCCUGCCGUGUUCGGCGGGUCAACAUCUGCUACAGCUUCAGUGAGUGGGGGGGCAGGUUUGGCUCGAGAGUUUUCCCUGCGCUUGGCUUCACCCUGGGGCAGCUGCGACAGUGACUUCGAGGUCUUGCGCAAGACCCAGGAGGAGUCUGCGUGCGGCUACGCGAGUCUUUGCACGCAAGCGUUGCUGGAGCUCGGUGGCUUUCACGCGUCGGGCUGCGCCUGGCGGCUGUAUGGUGACUGGUCGUUGCGUGACCUGGACCCCAAGGGUGGCCCGACUCGGUACCCGUCCAUGCAGCUGCAGUCAGAGCGCCUUCGGUCACUGAAGACCAGCGUGAAGCUUCGCACGAGCUGGUACACCCCGCGGAGCCAGGUCCGACUCUCUGCGGAAGUAGCCGGCCCGCCUGGUGACGUGACCUUUGUGCGGACCGAAGCUCAAGCAGAGUUGUCGAUGCCUUUGGGAAGGAUUUGGACUUUGCCUUGGCAGGGCCACGCAUCGGCUGCUUGCGGCCUGCUGUUUCCCGCUGGGCGAAGUUGCCCGCAGGACCGCUUCCACCUGGGCGGGGCUUCCGGCCUCGCGGCACUCAAAGGCUUUGCAGAGCACGGCGCGGAGCCGCGGGCUCCUUGUGCAAGAAGGAAGGACGAGGACACGGCUGAGGAUGCCCAAGGUGGUGAGGCAAUGGCAUCGCUCUUUGCCAGUGCCUCCGCGCCUUGCCGCCUUCUCCCGGUGGACGGGGCUCGUCUUCUUUGCUUCCUGGGGUGCGGCGUGCUGCGCUCGAAUCGAGCUGAGCGCCUCCGGGCUUCGGCAGGGCUUGGAGUUGCGAUUCCUCUUGGCCCGGGGAGCUUGGAACUGACUUUUGCUCAGCCGUUGCGCUACUCUUCGCAUGAUGUUCUGCAGAAAUGGCAGCUCGGCCUCAGGCUACAACUCAUGGAAUGA
Molecule: messenger RNA, 1008 nt
Organism: Effrenium voratum
Lineage: Eukaryota; Dinophyceae; Suessiales; Symbiodiniaceae
Source: the annotation of a GenBank genome assembly